AGUGCAAAGUCUGGCGUAACCCCCUCAACCUGUUCCGUGGCUCGGAGUACCAGCGCUUCAACUGGGCCACGGGGAAAGAGCCGCUCACCUACUACGACAUGAACCUCUCGGCACAGGACCACCAGACCUACUUCACCUGCGACGCCGACACGGGAAAGCCAGAGUAUGAAAUAAUGCAGACGGCGUGGAGAGAGAGGAACCCACAGUCCAGGAUUAAAGCCGCUCACACCGCCCUCGAGAAAAACCCAGAGUGUGCGACGGCGAUGGUCCUGCUGGCAGAGGAAGAGACCACCACGAUACUGGAAUGUGAGAAGAUGUUCAAGCAGGCGUACAAGGCAGCAGAGACAAGCUACAGGAAGUCACAGACCACGCAGCAUCAGAACUCCACUCAGGAAGCCUUACACAGGCGAGAUAUGAACGUGUUGGUCUACAUCAAGCGACGGCUGGCCAUGUGUGCUCGCAAGUUGGGCCGCACAAGGGAGGCCGUCAAGAUGAUGAGAGAUCUGCUGAAAGAGUCGCCCAUCAUGAACUUUAACAUUCACGAAAACUUGAUAGAAGCGCUGCUGGAGCUACAGGCUUACGCCGAUGUUCAGGCGGUGCUGGCCAGGUUUGAUGAUAUCAGCCUGCCCAAGUCAGCGACCAUUUGUUACACAGCAGCAUUGCUCAAAGCUAUCUACUAGAAAUGAAAAGCCUGAUCCUGCCACCAGAGCAUAUCUUGAAGCGGGGCGACAGUGAAGCCAUCGCGUACUCAUUUUUCCACCUGCACCAUUGGAAGCGGGUGGAGGGAGCCCUCAACUUGUUACACUGUACCUGGGAAGGCACCUUCCGAAUGAUCCCCUACCCUUUGGAAAAAGGCCAUUUGUUCCAUCCAUAUCCCACAUGCACAGAGAAUGCUGACAGAGAGCUCUUGCCUUCGUUCCACGAGGUGUCUGUGUACCCCAAGAAGGAGCUCCCGUUCUUCAUCCUGUUCACGGCCGGCCUGUGUUCCUUCACGGCGCUGCUGGCUCUCCUCACACACCAGUACCCUGAGCCCAUGGGCGUCGUCGUCAGAACGAUGCUGGGCUGGCUGUACCUUCCCCUGAGUUACGUUCUGGAAAAGCUCGAGGCCAUCCUCCCCUCCAAUUUACUGCAUCAGCUGUCUCGCAUUUAAUGGGCCGUUCUGCUUCCCCCCCUCCCCCACGCCCCCCCACAUCCCCCCCCACACGGUCAGCUACAGACUUAUGAGAGGCCGCUCCAGACCAACCGAGGACCGCCGCUGCUACAGGAAGCCCUCUCUCCGUCGUUCCGUCAUGUCAUCCCCGUCUUCAUCACAGACUUGAAAACCACACUGUUUGGUUUUUCCUCUCAUCAUUUCCUUCCUCUCUCCCUCUCUCACACACUCUCUCCGUCUCUCGCUCUCUAUCUCGCUCUCUCUCCCUCUACCCAGCAGCUGUUUCUUCAUUCAUUAAGAGCAGGGGUCACCAAACUGUUUUCAAAGUGGGCUGGAGAACUAUUCUGUUCAAUACCUUUAUAGUGAAUACAUUAAAAAAUCCAUUAGCUAGAAGUUAUGAAGUGUAUCAAAGGUUCAAUACCUAUACUGAAUACAUUAAAAAAUCCAUUAGCUAGAAGUUAUGAAGUGUAUCAAAGGUUCAAUACCUAUACUGAAUACAUUUAAAAAUCCAUUAGCUAGAAGUUCUGAAAUCUCUCAAAGCACAUUCAAUUUGCACUGUAGAGCUCCAUGAAAUUAAUGAUUCAGUUGUUUUGGUGACGGAGCCCUGAGCUCACUACAACAAACACAUCUUACAAGUUUGGUGGUGGUUUCCACGCCUGAUUCCCUGUUGGGACUUCUCUUGACAUCCACCCCUUGGCGCUCAUGAUAUGACCUUAUGCAGUUAUGAGCGGCGUAAAAACAUUACUAAAACAAACAAAGACAAAUUGUCCUGGCGAUCCAGCCUUCCCCCAGUUUGGCGACCCCUGAUCUGUCGAUUCUUGUCAUGUGAGGUGUUUGGAUCUUGUUAAACCUGCUGUUGCGUCAGCUAGUCUUCGAAGCUUACAAUUUUUGUUGUCACUGUCUUCAGUUCACCUGUAAAGCAAAACGAAGGGAAAUGAGAAAAAAAGGGAUUUUGAAAACUUCCUCGAGCUGAGAAGAAAUAUUGUAGGGGCUACCGCUCAGCUUGAAAGUGAGACCCCUCUCCCUCUCCCUCUCCCUCUCCCUCUGUCUCUCCGAAGUGGGAGGAAAAGUCUUAAAGAUUAAUAGAAAACUUAUUCAGGAAGCAGGAAGAAAAGGAUGUAUGUCUGGAAAGAAAUUGAAUUGAAAAUGCUCAUCUUGAAUUGUAUUUAUUUGCUUAGUUGUUUUUUUCUUGUGUGCUGACUUUUGUAAUUUAUGAUUGUUUUGUAAAAAAAAAAAGUUACACAUGAAAGUCAGGCCAUCUUGCACAGAGACAGGUGUGCAAAAUGUUCUUUGUCAAAUGUUGAAUGCAUUUAGUGCUUGGACCAGCCAAUCUGCAAAGCCAUUAAAUAAAGAUAAGAAGUUGUUAUUGUAU
Messenger RNA from Aplysia californica (California sea hare), 2522 nucleotides. RefSeq names its product suppressor of tumorigenicity 7 protein homolog. NCBI's taxonomy places the organism in Eukaryota, Metazoa, Mollusca, Gastropoda, Aplysiida, Aplysiidae. The record is from RefSeq and is a predicted model, not a curated record. Gene Ontology annotation, molecular function: protein binding.